GGCAUUUGUAUAUAUGUGUUGUUUGUGUUUUUGUUGUAGAUUUUCAUAUUUCAUUUCUUUGGUACUUUUAGUGCCACGCUCCAAUCAGGACAUAAAUAAUACUUUUUGACUUAAAAAAACAAAACAAAUCAAGUCCUUUCCCUUCAAACCUCUCAGCCAAAUGAAGGACAGGACAUGGUAGCCAUUUUUCAGAGUUGCAUUAAGCUUUUCCCACCAACUUACUAAAAACCUCUGAAGGUAUCGGACCGCAAUUGGCCAACACCCGUAUGAGGAAGUGUUUUUUGUAUUUUUUAAAUAAUCAUAGUACAAACUAUUUUUUGUUGAUUACUUUUUAGACCGCUUCAUCUAUGAUUUUCCAUUAUAGUAUAUUAUCACAUUAGUCCCCACCCUGUAUCACUUUUAGUCCCAAUGUCCUUUGCUUUACUCCGACCUUUCACCAGAGGUCAGCCCCUCCCCCCUUCAGGAAGAAAGGCUGGCAUUUUUAAUGGAAACAUUGGAUCUAUUUUGUCAUUUUUGUACCUCAGCUCAUGCAUUUUCAUAUAGAUUUUGGAGGGAAAAUGCUGGCUCGGUCUUUGAAGAAUAUAUGAACUGAUGAGAAGCUAGUUUAUCUUUGCAGUGCAAAAGAUAAGAUGGUUUCUAACAUAACCACUACACUCCAAUGACAAGCUUUUAGUCUUAGUUGGCUGUCAGUUCAGUUGCUGCCAGUGUGGGUUCUUUUCCAAGCGUUACGCUUCCCUUCUGUCAUUUGACAAGACUUCGGUCUAUAUAACCGGGCUCCCUGGGUUGGGUCAAAUCUGGGGAUAUGGAGUUGUCACAGUGGUUACAGGCCAUCUUAUCUCGUGCUAGAGGGGGGUAAAGGAGUGGGGAGGAGCAUCAGGGAGUCACAAGCUCCCCUGCUCUGUCGCUCCACCCCCCGCGCGCUUGCUAAGGAUUGGUGGAGUGUGCGCGCUGAGAGCUGCCUUCCUGACCCUUCAGCCAUGCCCCGUCAGUGCUCAAGCACACGCCAACAAUGCGUUCCAUGCACCAAUGCAUCAGUUCUUCUUUUGGCUAAGGUUGAUAAUGAAAACUGUACCCAGCUGGCUAUCUAUUCUGAUAUCCACCGCUGUUUAAUAGUGUGGCAAAUUGUGUGGGUUUAGGAGAUCUCAAAUAUCAAGUGCCUUUUUAAAUGGUUCAAGUGUCGUCAGGCAGACGGCUCAAAAUCUGCACUCCACCGCCUGCGUCAGAUGCUGGGUUAGAAAGACAGGCACGCGCAGCAACAGCGAUGACUUCUUUAUUUCAGAGCUUUGGAGGCUUCUAGAUACCAAUAAUUACAUCACAGACUUUUCUCCCUACCCCACUGGCCAGGAUUCAAGAAAGCAGGCCAGGACAAAGAAAUCAAAGAUUUGAAAAUAUUUCAUGAACAUGCUAAAAGAAUGAAAGAAAAUGAUUAAUACUUCUUCCCUUUUUGCUUUAAAUAUGUAAUAAUAUUCCCAAAUAAAUGGGAUCAGUUCAUUUGGGCAAGAUCAAGCCAGUAACUGCCCUCCUGUAGUUUAAUGUGAAACUAAAUUGAUGGACAGCUGGAAACCUGACCUAAACCUAAAUUUCACUCAUAAACUGCAGAUAUAAAAGCCUUUCUUCCCUCCCUGUUACCCUCAAGCAUUUAUUUUGUUUUCUUUGAAAUGAAACAGUCAUUGCAUGAAGGAAAACUAAGUAUAGUCUGUUUUAUGUUUGUUGUGAUUUGGAAGAACCUGUUUUAUUUCCAUAUAAAAAAGGAUGUAUUGUUUGAAGACUUUUACUAACGACCUUGUUUUCUGAUUUUGUCUCUUUUGGUUUUUCCACAACUGAUAUUGUUAUUUAGAAGGUUUCAGGUGGGUGACACUAUUCCUGCGUAGGUGCCUGGCGGAAAGGAACACUAGGGCAGCCUCAGUCCUCUCCUCUUCUUCCAGCCAGCUGCGGCCACCAGUCUGACAAAGUCCAAAAAUAUGGUAACGGGUUUGUAACUGACAACAAAAGAAAAAACCACCUCACUUCAUGCUCCUCUGUCUUGUGGCUUCCUUUGAAGAGCAAAAGAAAAACGUAGCAAAACAAAUUACAGCAUGUUACCUGAAAGCCAUUGAGACCCAGCCCAACUUCGCAGUGGCUUGGAGCAACCUGGGCUGUGUGUUCAAUGCCCAAGGAGAGAUAUGGUUGGCCAUACAUCACUUUGAAAAGGCAGUGACCCUGGACCCAAAUUUCCUUGACGCAUACAUCAACUUAGGAAAUGUUUUGAAGGAAGCCCGCAUCUUUGACAGAGCUGUGGCUGGAUACCUGAGAGCCCUGAGUCUUAGCCCCAACCAUGCAGUUGUCCAUGGAAACCUGGCCUGUGUCUACUACGAGCAAGGCCUCAUUGACUUGGCUAUAGACACCUACCGUCGUGCUAUUGAACUGCAGCCCCACUUCCCCGAUGCCUACUGCAAUUUGGCAAAUGCCCUGAAGGAGAAAGGAAAUGUGUCUGAAGCAGAAGAGUGCUACAACACAGCCUUGCGUUUGUGUCCAACCCAUGCAGACUCUCUUAACAACUUGGCCAAUAUCAAGCGUGAGCAGGGCAACAUUGAGGAUGCAGUUCAGCUCUAUAGGAAAGCACUAGAGGUGUUCCCAGAGUUUGCAGCAGCUCACUCUAACCUUGCCAGUGUCCUGCAGCAGCAGGGGAAACUCCAGGAGGCCCUUAUGCAUUACAAGGAGGCCAUCAGAAUCAGCCCCACAUUUGCUGAUGCCUACUCAAACAUGGGCAAUACACUGAAGGAAAUGCAAGAUGUACAGGGAGCGCUGCAAUGCUACACCCGUGCCAUCCAGAUCAACCCGGCCUUUGCUGAUGCUCACAGCAAUUUGGCCUCUAUUCACAAGGAUUCUGGAAACAUCCCAGAGGCCAUUGCAUCUUACCGUACGGCUUUGAAACUCAAGCCGGACUUCCCUGAUGCUUACUGCAACUUGGCACAUUGCUUGCAGAUUGUGUGCGACUGGACAGACUAUGAUGAGCGGAUGAAGAAGCUUGUGAGCAUCGUGGCUGACCAGCUGGAUAAGAACCGCUUGCCUUCAGUGCACCCACACCACAGCAUGCUGUAUCCACUCUCUCACGGCUUCCGCAAGGCCAUUGCCGAACGCCACGGAAACCUUUGCCUGGACAAGGUACACGCACUGAUCAAAAUCAAUGCACUGCACAAACCUGCUUUUGAGCAUCCCAAGGAUCUGAAGGCCAGCGGUGGGCGUCUGCGUGUUGGCUACGUCAGCUCUGACUUUGGCAACCACCCUACUUCCCACCUGAUGCAGUCCAUCCCUGGCAUGCACAAUCCUGAGAAAUUUGAGGUGUUCUGCUAUGCGCUCAGCCCUGAUGAUAGCACCAACUUCCGUGUGAAAGUGGUAGCAGAGGCUCAUCAUUUCACAGACCUCUCACAGAUUCCCUGCAAUGGCAAGGCAGCUGAUCGCAUUCACCAGGAUGGAGUCCACAUAUUGGUCAACAUGAACGGAUACACCAAGGGAGCUCGAAAUGAGCUGUUCGCCCUCCGCCCUGCCCCCAUUCAGACUAUGUGGCUGGGUUACCCGGGUACCAGUGGGGCUCCCUUCAUGGACUACAUCGUCUCUGACAAGGAGACGUCCCCCUUUGAGGUAGCUGACCAGUAUUCUGAGAAACUGGCCUACAUGCCACAUACUUUCUUCAUUGGAGACCACGCCAACAUGUUCCCCCACCUCAAGAAAAAGGCUGUGAUUGAUUUCAAAUCUAAUGGGCACAUCUUUGACAACCGCAUUGUUCUUAAUGGUAUUGAUCUGAAGGCCUAUUUGGACAGUCUGCCAGAUGUCAAGGUGAUAAAGAUGAAGUGUGACAACAACCAGGAAGCUACUGGGGACACAAACGGAGCUCUGUCGAUGCCCGUAAUCCCCAUGAACACAGCAGCUGAAGCAAUCAUCAACAUGAUCAACCAAGGCCAAAUCCAGGUCACCAUCAACGGCUUCACUGUCAGCAAUGGCCUGGCCACCACACAGAUCAACAACAAAGCUGCCACUGGGGAGGAGGUGCCACGCACAAUCGUUGUGACAACCCGCUCCCAGUAUGGUCUCCCAGAGGACUCCAUCGUCUACUGCAACUUCAACCAGCUCUAUAAGAUUGACCCCCCUACUCUUCAGAUGUGGGCCAACAUCCUGAAGCGUGUGAGCAACAGCGUGCUGUGGCUUCUUCGCUUCCCUGCUGUCGGCGAGCCCAACAUCCAGCAGUAUGCUCAGAACAUGGGUCUGCCUGGCUCUCGCAUCAUCUUCUCUCCUGUGGCGCCAAAAGAGGAGCAUGUGAGAAGGGGCCAGCUGGCUGAUGUGUGCCUCGACACUCCUCUGUGCAAUGGUCACACCACAGGCAUGGACGUUCUCUGGGCAGGAACACCCAUGGUCACCAUGCCAGGUGAAACCCUUGCCUCCCGUGUGGCUGCCUCACAACUUAACUGUCUGGGCUGCCCUGAGCUAAUAGCCCAGAGUCGUCAGGAUUAUGAGGACAUAGCAGUCAAACUCGGCACUGACAUGGAAUACCUGAAGAUGGUCAGAGCACGUGUUUGGAAGCAGCGAAUCUGCAGCCCUCUUUUCAACACCAAGCAGUACACAAUCGACCUGGAGAAGCUUUAUCUGCAGAUGUGGGAGCACUAUAGCAAUGGCAAAAAGCCAGAGCCCCUGCUCAAAAUCCAUUCAGUAGAGACCAGUGAGAAUGCCUGAACUGGAAGCAUGCUGAUUUCUUUUACCUUGUAGCCCAACCAUGUCCAGCCCUCCUCGUUCUUUUUCUAAACCAUUGUCCGCACCCUUGCUUGGAAUGGUCAGUGUCCACUUCUGCCCUGUCUCUCUCUCAAUGAUUGUCUCAUCGCUGUCAUUCACUAUUAACGGGACUCUUAUUUGUAAAGGAGCCCAUAGAUGUACACUAUUUUUUCCCCAUCCCAUCUGUUGUUUCAUCACACAUCUGCAUUUCCUGAGCCAGAUGCAGCCUGAGACUUUCAGGCACCUCGUCUGAGACUCUUGUCCUAAAACACAGUAUAGUUGAUGAGCAUGAGAGGAUUGUGAAUGCCCUGCUAACCCUUCAGUCUUUGGAUCAGUGGAUUUGAUUUUUUUCCUCCUGUCCGUGUGUGUACAGGACUAACUGCAGCUUGUGGAGAGAAUGCCCAGCCGUCAUUACUUGUUGAUCUAUGUAUAAAUGGAUUAAGAGUGUUGUGUGUUUUUAAAAGGACAAAGUUUGCACCAUGGAAAUUGUAACUCUGACUUAAGUUUCAUCAGCUUUAACAUGCUAUUGUAAAACUUAGAUUGCAACAGCUCUUUAGUUUGUCUUAAGCUGUUAUUAAAUUGCUGCAAUGAGUAGAUGUGCUAGUUUUGAAGAAUAUGGUCUAGAUGAAGACUACUUCCCCUCACCAAAUGGCAACUUUUAUUCAUUUAGUUGUCAAUCAAAGAAUAUGUUCAGUGGCUGUUCUGUUUGAUGUCACACUAUGCUUGUAUAGAUAAUUGGACAACGUUGGUCAAAGGAGCUUCAAUUCAUUGGAAAGGGCCUAAGUGUCAGUUUAGAUGUCAGAGCUGUUCACAAAUUGAUAUUGGUUUUUUUAAACUCAAACCAGGAACGGCCUAGGUAAGUAUUUUCUAAGCGGUUUUUGUUUUUGUAUUGUCCGUUAACUGUAUGCUGUCAAUGCCGCAAGGUUCUAAAUAUAAUUUUAAAAAAAUUAAAGAGAUGGCAAAACUCUG
This is a messenger RNA of Cottoperca gobio, 5712 nucleotides long. Its product is annotated as UDP-N-acetylglucosamine--peptide N-acetylglucosaminyltransferase 110 kDa subunit. Gene Ontology annotation, molecular function: protein binding; protein O-acetylglucosaminyltransferase activity. Gene Ontology annotation, biological process: protein O-linked glycosylation. Lineage: Eukaryota; Metazoa; Chordata; Actinopteri; Perciformes; Bovichtidae. The transcript is spliced from 19 exons. The record is from RefSeq and is a predicted model, not a curated record. The coding region runs from base 2011 to 4707 and encodes 898 amino acids.